AAAACAAGUCGAUGUUUUCGAAAGUGGAAUCAGACGGUGGUUGGACUGCAGUCGGCAGUUCUGAAACAGGCGUACUCGGCCGCCCUGGAUAUUCUAACGUCACAAAGCCAGAGGCAGCCGUUAUCAAAGAGUUGAGACAAGCUAGAAAUUAUCCUGACGAGUUACACAAGCAGCUCGCUGUUUCAGUAGGGCUUUUUCCUUGUCGUAAAAGUUGUCCACGACAGUAGUGUUGGUGGUGGUGGAACAGAGGCCUACAGUGGAGGAGGCUUCAGGUGUAGAGCCCACAGCCGGCUGCCGAGGAGUGGAGGGACUCAAACGGCGUUUUAAUACACAAAACACCCAUUGAAACAUGUCUGCCCAGGCGCAGAUGCGAGCCAUGUUGGACCAACUCAUGGGGACAGGGAGAGACGGAGACUCCAUGAGACAAAGAAUCAAGUUCUCAGACGACCAGGUCUGCAAAAGUCACCUUCUGGAUUCGUGUCCUCACGACAUCCUAUCAGGCACUAGAAUGGACCUGGGCGAAUGUGUCAAAGUCCACGACCUGGCCCUCAGAGCAGACUUUGAGAUUGCCUCCAAGGAGAAGGAAUACUUUUUUGAACUUGAUGCUGCUGAACAUCUCCAGUCCUUCAUUGCCGACUGCGACCGCAGAACUGAGCUCGCUAAGAAAAGACUCGCUGAAACACAGGAUGAGAUCAGUGCUGAAGUGGCUGCAAAGGCUGAGCGUGUUCAUGAGUUGAAUGAAGAGAUUGGGAAACUGUUGGCGAAGGCUGAGCAGCUGGGAGGUGAGGGCAACGUAGACGAAGCCCAGCAAGUGUUGGAAAAGGUGGAGAAGGCCCGGGCUCUGAAGAAAGAAGCAGAGGAUGUGUACAGAAACUCAAUGCCAGCAUCCAGCUUUCAGCAGCAAAAACUACGGGUCUGUGAGGUGUGCUCAGCCUACCUGGGUUUGCACGACAAUGAUCGACGACUGGCUGACCACUUUGGGGGCAAGCUACACCUUGGCUUCAUUGAAAUUCGUGAGAAGCUGGAGAAGCUUAGAAAAGCAGUUCUAGAGAAACAAGAAAAAAUGCGACUGAGAAGACGUGAGGAACGAGAGCGUGACUUUGAAAGGGAGCGACAAUGGGAGGUUGAUCGGGAGAGGGAGCGAGAGUGGGAGAGAGAGAGAGAGCGAGAACGAGAGAGAGGGGAGAGGGAACGCAGGAGGUCCAGAUCUAGAAGUGGAGAACGUUACAGAGAUGGAGGAAGUUCCACUUCUCAUCACUCCAGGCGCCACCGCUCGUCUCAUUCCAGAGAAGAAGGUGGGGAUAGAGAGAGAGAGAGAGACAGAGAGAGAAAGCAUCGACACAAGGACAGACAUCGCUCACGAUCCCACUCCCACAGGCACAAGAGGAAGAGGUCGUCCAGAGACAGAUCAUCACACACCCAGGAUAAAGAGCGCUCAAUGUCCCAGGAGAGGUGUAGAGAAGUAGGAGGAGAGGGAUGGCGUGAAGACAGGGCUGAGUUCGAAAACUGGGAAGACAGAGGCAGGUCCACUUCCCCCGACACAGGCAGGGGAAAGGAGCAAGGACAAUCUCCGUUGUUUGAACGCAACCAACGUUCUAGUUCUGAAGAGCGUGAGUCUGGGGAGAUAUAGAGAGGACAGGAAGUCUCCUCAGUCUAAUGUUCAAAGACAGGAGCAUGUUAGUUCAGCCGUGAGAGAGAGUGUGUGUGUGUCUCUGCAUGUAUGUGUGCAGGUGUGCCGGGAUCAGCUUUGUAUGUGUUGUUGAUGAAACACAAAUGCUUUUUGGUGGUGGUUAAGCAAACAAAGCAACUUUUAUAAAAACAGAAGUUGUAAGACUUAGGUUUACUGGAAAAAAGUACUUAAGAUAUUUUUUUAGCAUCUUCUCAGUUCUAUGUACAAAUGAGAGGUGUUACAAAUCCACACUUAGUCUGUUUUUAUUUUACUCAUUUUUUAAAAUUUGUUUGAAUAUCAUCUUUUACAGUUUUUUUCCCUGUUUUGUCAGCUUUAGUUGCUGUGGAAUUGUUUCUGCAGCUUUGACUGUUGCAUCACCUUUACAGUGGUUUCUGAAAUGGGCUCUGAGUGAUUAAAGGCAUCUUCCAUGUUUGUUUUAUUCCCUGCCUUCUGACCAUCACGGUCUCACUCGGGAAGUCAGAUUGACUUUCCUGUGUGUGACUUUAGGAAUAAAGCUGUUCUUUCAGAGUAACUCAAAGUCCCAUCAACCAUAUCCUCCUAAUCUCUUGGUUUAUAACAUGUGAAGGAAAGUGUAAUAUGUACAUACAGUAGCUAUAAACCCGUGGCUUAAACCUCCAAGGUGUGUCCUGCUUGUUGUCAUGAAACCCAAUAUGUACUUUUUAUGGUACUGGUAUCAUGAAUAAAAUGUUAUAUAUUAUAUACAA
This is a messenger RNA of Cynoglossus semilaevis (tongue sole), 2394 nucleotides long. RefSeq names its product putative RNA-binding protein Luc7-like 2. The coding region runs from base 350 to 1630 and encodes 426 amino acids. Gene Ontology annotation, cellular component: U1 snRNP. Gene Ontology annotation, biological process: mRNA splice site recognition. The record is from RefSeq and is a predicted model, not a curated record. Lineage: Eukaryota; Metazoa; Chordata; Actinopteri; Pleuronectiformes; Cynoglossidae. The transcript is spliced from 10 exons. Gene Ontology annotation, molecular function: mRNA binding.